Messenger RNA from Oryzias melastigma (Indian medaka), 1353 nucleotides. Its product is annotated as ankyrin repeat domain-containing protein SOWAHB. The transcript has a single exon. NCBI's taxonomy places the organism in Eukaryota, Metazoa, Chordata, Actinopteri, Beloniformes, Adrianichthyidae. The record is from RefSeq and is a predicted model, not a curated record. The coding region runs from base 1 to 1353 and encodes 450 amino acids. Gene Ontology annotation, molecular function: protein binding.
AUGGAAUUGACGCAGAAAGCAGUUCUGUCUUUUCUCUUAGAAGAAGGAGGUAAAGUGGUCAAAUCCAGCCUGCUGGCCAAGUUCAAGGAUUCCUUGGAGUGCGUGGAUCCCGCGGGGAGAGAGCGGAACAGAGAUCUUUUCAGGACUUUCGUGAACAAUGUUGCCUCCGUCAGAGAAAUUGACGGUGUGCGGUAUGUCGUCGUGAAGAACCCGCACCAACAUUUGCUCAGGGGGGUUCAAAAUAAAGAGAACUUGGAGGAGAAAAAAGAAACUGAAGGAAUUCAUCAGAAAGGUGAGCAGGAGCGCACGGUUACGCACGAUGAGAAGAGUGAGGAAGGCUCCGUGGGUGCUGGGGAGGCGAGUCUGGCAGAGCCAUCUGCUUCCAAGGCUGAUGAAGAAGAAGGAGAAGAAAAUGAAAACCCCUCACCGCUAUACUCUUCAGUGGAGCUGGCUCUGCAGAGGAGCAGAUCUAAAGCUGUUAAAGUCAAGAGGAUGCUGAAUUUUGACAUUCUGAGGGACACAGAUAAGAAAAUAAGGGCAGAACUGGGGCCACCUGAGUCAGCCAUUAAGAGCAAACCUUACGCUUUACCUCUCAGAACACCACCCACCAGGGUGGAGGUCCAACAAUUGAAGGUGGAACCGAACGAACCUCCUGUUGGGACGAACAGGAUGCUGCCAUCCAGGAGCACCAAGGCAUCCGAGGACUCAAAGAUCUCCACGGUCCCUCUGGAGAACACAGAGCACAAAUGGAUGGUUAAGUGUGCUGCCGGGCACUGGGGCCAAGCCUACGGCCUGCUGCUCAACGACUGCCAGCUGGCUGGGAAGAGGGACUUCAUUUCGGGGUUCACUGCUCUGCACUGGGCUGCCAAGUUUGGGAACACAGAGAUGCUUGUAAAGAUCAUCGAUGUGUCCAAGAAAGGAGGAGUUGACAUCAACGUCAAUGCAAAAACUCGCGAGGGAUACACUGCUUUGCACAUAGCAGCUUUGCAUGAUCAGGAGCGCAUCAUAGUCAUCCUGGUUGGAGAGCUUGGGGUCGAUGUGAACAUAAGGGACAACAGCGGGAGGAAGGCCCACCACUAUCUGCACAAAGGCAUCUGUAAGAGUGUGAGAGAGAUGCUGGGAGAGCCCGCAUCCAAGCAACCCCAGGACAGAGUCUAUCCCGAGAAAGAGGAUCCGGACUUGCUUCCUGACCUCUCCAAGGGCCUGCAUUCGAUAGGUCGUCUCUUCCAGCCGACGGCGGUGGCCCAGAAGAAGAAGCAAAAGCAGAGGUCUGGAUUCUACUCCCUGAGCGACAGCACCAUCGAGGAGAAAGAGGAAAGCAGCUUCAGACAAAGAUCUGACACUUUUGUGUAA